Molecule: messenger RNA, 13515 nt
Organism: Uranotaenia lowii
Lineage: Eukaryota; Metazoa; Arthropoda; Insecta; Diptera; Culicidae
Product: microtubule-associated protein futsch
Exons: 7
Coding region: 610-9801 (3063 amino acids)
Molecular function (GO): protein binding
Source: RefSeq, a predicted model, not a curated record
UUAGUUUGGUCGUGAACGCCAACGGAGUCAGUCUGGUUGCUCCACUGCUGCUCCACUGGUUGAGUAGAGAAACAGCCAAAAGGCCACCCCGUGGAAGUGUGGAAGCCAGAAAGCCGAACAACACAAGACGUGUGCGAACCUGCUCCAUCUUCCAACAGAGAGUCGACGGAGACUUGGGAUGAUGAUGAGCAGUGUGAGUGUGCCUCUGUGAGUGUGUGAAUUAGUUGUCGGGGAAUUUUAGUUCGAAGGAAGAACCAAUAGAUCGGAUUAUCAGUGUUCAAGCUAAUUAAAAAAAAUUAAAGGAAGCAAUCGAAAAAAAAAAAUAAUUAAAAUAAAAUUAGCAAAAAUCAACUGCUGGUGUGAUUAAGGAAAAAUUCACUUACAGUGUGUGUGAUUUGACGAAAAGUAAAAAACAACAAGUGUCUCCAAGCAAAGUGUGAAGAAUAGCAAAUCUCCUGACUGAGUUCAGAUUCUUUCGGUUUUUGAAUUGGUGCUGCUGCUGCCGAGUGUGUCUGAAUUGGAUCCAAAGAGGAGGCAACGAAUCCGGUAACGGGAAUUUGGCUGCGUGUGAUUAAUAGGCUAUAAGGAACCAGUCGAAUCGGUCCGGCCAUGAUCGACAGGAGUUCGAGCCUUCGAGGGCUCGAGCCAACAACGACGCCGACGAUGGCGGUCAACUUGCUGAUGAUGGUCACACUGGCAGCCCUGCUGCCCCCGACGCUGGUGCAAGCUGCACCGAUGUACGAGAGCGAUCAGACUGAUAUGGAAACGUACGGCGAAUCGUCGGGAUGUUACUACAACUACAAUCACUACGCCGAAGGCGAUCGCAUUAUGACCAAUGAGCCCUGCCUGAAUUGUACUUGCCACGAUCGCAUGCUGAUGUGUUACCUGCGAGUGUGUCCCUUCACCAAGGCCAUCGGUCAGGACUGCACCAUUGAGAAGCGAGAGGACCAGUGCUGCCCGGUCAUCACCUGCCCAGAGGUUGAGGUUCAGCUUGUGGACCAUCAAACCGGAACGGAUGCCCCCUCGACGGCCGUCGGUGCCCCCGAUCAGUACGGUUGUACCAUUGAAGACCAGUUCUAUCCGGAAGGAUCACGAGUGCCAUCUAACCCACACAAACCAUGUGAGCUGUGCUACUGUAUUCGCAACAUGACCACUUGUGUUAUGCAAGAAUGUACGCUACACAUCGACGGUUGCCAACCGAUCUACAACAAGGGUGUCUGCUGUCCUGUACGAUACGAUUGCGAUCACGAACGAGAUUCGACGCUGAUGCUGGAAGACGAAAUGACGACUACGGUGCGUCCAACGCCAGGUUUUGUGCUAACGACCAUGUCUUCGACUUCGACCGAUUGCGUCCACAACGGAGAGGUAUUUGCCGAUGGUGCCAUGAUUGUCACCGACAAGCCCUGUGAACAUUGCUACUGCAUGCGAGGCGAUAUCGUUUGUGCUGUCCAAGAAUGCGGAACACCACUGGAGAACGAAGGCAAGAACUGUACCGCCAUUCCACCGGCCGCCGGCCAGUGCUGCCCGGAAACGUACAUGUGCGAUGAUUCCGCUCCUUCAGCUACUGAUCUGCCGGAAUCCGACGACCAAAUUUCCAGUGACGCGGCUACCACGUCCAAGGCAGCCCCAGAAGAAGUUCCUUCGACACAGGCACCAAGCAGCGACGAGGAAGACGUUCAGAAGCAACAGGCUCCAUCUACCCCUGCUCCAAUCAGCGAUGAAGAAGAUGUUCAACAGCAACACUUGCCACACGAAGAAACCAUGGUUGACGACAAGUCAGAAAUCGAAGACUCCGACAGCGUUGAACAUGAGCCAAUCCAUGACGAUUCCCAGAGCGAGGAAGAUAUUGCCGAACCAGAAGCCCCAAGUCAACCAGCCGGCACUACUGCUGCUGCUCUAAGCGAAGCUGAUGAACCUGCUGCAGCUACCGAUAAGGCUCCAGUUCAAGACGACAAGACCGAUAGCGCAACGACAUCUGCUCCUGCUUCCGAUGACGAUAAAGAAGACGACCAAUCUGCUCCUGUGGAAGACAACAAAGCUCAAGACUCAGCAACGACUCCAGCUGCCGAUGAAGACAAACCAGAAGAACCAACUAAAGUCACCACUCCACCAGCUGCCGUUGCCGAUGACGAUACCGUCCCUGAAUCGGACAAGGAAAAUGAAAUCGAUGAACCAGUUGACAUCGACAAUCGUGGUUCCGAAGAUUCUGCCACUACAGAACCUCCAGCUGAACCGUCCAAAGACCUUCUUGCUCCAACAGUUUCGCCUUCGGAUGAAGCUGCCACCCAACAAUACACCACUCUUCGACCACAAGCUGAUAGCGAAGCCGAUGCUUCGGAAGGCACCACACCAUUCCCCUUCAGCGCUAGCGAUGAAGAUGUCGGUCAAACCACUGAAAGCCGAACCUACUUGCCACCACUUACCGACGUUGAAACCACCACUGCCCAACACGCCGCCGCCGAGCUUGAUGAACCAGCUACUACGGCUGCUCCUGCUGCUGCACCUUCUGCGGAUGACGAAAUUUCCGACAAAACCGACAGCCCUGCCCCAGUAGAAUCCGACCAACCGGAAGCUCCGGCUACCACAGUCAAGGCCAUCGAGUCUACCACCUACACCAAAGAGCCAGCGCACAAAUUCGAAGACACGCCACAGGAACAAGACAUGGUUGAACUACCUCCUGGCACCGUAGUCACCGAACUGCCACCAGUGCCAUCCAGCGAAAUGCCAACUACUGCACGCGUUCCGGAAAUGCCACAAGAAGAACAGCAGACACACUACCCACUGGAAGCCGAUUCUCAUGUCCUAGAUGACGCCAUGACGUCGUCUACCGCAUCACCCGCAGCUGAAGAAGCAGAAAAGGAGAAGGACGUCACACCAGCACCAGUCGAUAUGGACGAACCUGUUGAAAUGAACACUGUUAUUCCACUCGAUGAUGAUAACGAGAAACCAGCCGAACCCGCUGCUCCAAAACCAUCCGAUGACGAAACUGCCGAGCCAAUGUUCCCUGAAGCUAUUCCCGGAGAAGGAGACUGUCUUGUCGACGGAGUCCAUUACAAGAACAACGACGACAUUCCCGCCAACAACAAAUGCCAGGAGUCGUGCAAGUGUUCCAAUAGCGUUGUCCAAUGUGAAAUGGUUCGAUGUGCGACGGCACCAGCCAAGGACUGUGCGCCGAUUCCACCGGCCCCUGGCAGCUGCUGUCCAACCUACAAAUGCAACGCCGUUGAAGAACCUAGCAGCGAAGAGUCGGAAAGCGAAGAAGACUCCAAGCCUGUUGAAGAUGCCAAAGAACCUGCCACUACCUCUACCGAAAGUGUUUCCGCGAGCGCUGACGACGACGGAGAAGACUCCAAUGAAGAUGAUACGCAAUUCAAACCAACCGAAAGCGAUUCUGUUUCGGAGGAGAGCGAUGAGAAUGAAUUGUCAAACAGAGUGGAAGAUCACACCGAUAAACAACCUGCUAUCACUACUCCGGGAAAAACAGACGAAGAAAGUGAAUCGACAAGCACCUCGGAAGAAUCUGAUGAAAAACCAGUUGCAACGGAGUCGGAUGAAGCUGCCAAAUCGUCCACUUCAGCUCCAGUUGCUGCCGAUGACACUACAACUGCAGCCAGUCCAGCUGAUGCCGCUGAAGAAGACAAGGAUAGCGAACAGGAGAAAGAAACUCCCCGACCAAGUGAAGACGAAGCUGAACAGCAAGAAAAACUGCCUGUGGAACCAGUUGAGGCUGAAGAAGAUGAUGUUCCAGCUGCUGGAACAACUGCUGCUCCUUCUGCUGACGAAGAAUCUAGUCCAGCACCUGCCGAAGAAACAGAGAAGGACACCGCCGAGUCCGAUAAACCAUCUGACGAAGAAGAUGACGAAAAGCCAGCACUUACUGAUGUAACCGAGAAGUCUGAUGAAAAGGAUGAAGUUACCACCGGUAAGCCGUUGCAGGAAGAACCAGCACAAAAUGAAGUGGAACCAUCGUCGGCGGAACAAGAUGAAGAAGAACAGGUUUCUGCUACAACUACCAAGACCAAGGAACCACUUGAUGACGAUGAAACUCCUGGUGCCGCUACAACAAUCAGAUCGGCACCAGCGGAAGAUGAAGCUACGGAAAAACCUUCUGAGACAUUCGAUGACGUUCAAGCAACUACCGCGAAAAUUGACAGCUCAGCUGCCAUCACCGAAUCUCAGGUUCCAGCUGAACAGGACGAGAAUGACGAGAAACCGGCUGAUGAAAAGGAUAAUACACCAUCUGAAGAAGCGACAACAACUGUUAAACCAUUAGACGAAGACGUUCGAUUCCCCGUUGCAGAUGCCGAGAAAGAGGCAGAAGAAAAACCAGUUGACGAUAGCAUUCACUUCCCAACUGAUAAUACACCAUCUGAAGAAGCGACAACUGUUAAGCCAUUAGAUGAAGACGUUCGAUUCCCCGUUGCAGACGCCGAGAAAGAGGCAGAAGAAAAACCAGUUGACGAUAGCAUUCACUUCCCAACUGAUGACGAAGAGGAGCAACCAAUUUACAAGCCCGCCAUUGUUGAGCAGAAACCAGAAGACAAACCAGCAUCGCAGGACGAUCAGGAACCUGAAGAAAUGGUUGCGAUCACUCAGGCCCCACAAGACAUCAGUGCCGACAAUGUUGAAAAGGACGAUGCAGAAGCUAAACCAGUUGAACCAAGUGAUGAUGAUAAACCAGCCACUCAAUUUCCUGAAAAGGCUCCUGAGCCCACUACCAAUACUCCAGUGGCUGCUGAUUCUGCUGCCACCACUCAAACACCUGCAGCUGAAGAACCCGAAAAGGAAGACGAUCGAGAUCAAAUCGCGGAAUCUCAACCAACAAUUGCUCCAAGCAGUGACGAUUCUGCUCCAGAAAUGCCACCAGAGGAAGUUCGUCCACAAAUGCCACUGGAAUCGGACGACCAAAUCAAGGAACACGAUGAAUCAUCUGCAACAACUGUUAAGGCUCCUGCCGCUGCUGCUGAUGCCGAUGAGGCUGACAAGGAAGACAAACCGGAACCUCAAUCGCCUGCCGAGGAUGAUGAUGAAAACGUGAGUUCGGAAGAAGAUGUUUCAUCAGCCCACGAUACAGCCGAUGACGAGAGCAGUGAAGAGGCCGAUGUACAUGAAAUACCGGCACCAACGUCAGAGGAAGACGAAUCGUCGGAAGAAGAGCAGACACCAGGCAAAGCAACUGAAAAACCAGAGGAACCUAAGCCAGUAGAAAAGGAUGAAACCGAAGUGAAGAAACCAAGCGCUGAAAUGAAACCAGUUGAAAAGGAUGAAAGCGAAACGACAACAGCCGCAGCUCCAGUAUCCGACGACGAACAGAAACCGAUUGAUGAAAAGGACGAGGAAGCACUAUCAAAUACCGCCGCUGAAGACGUUGAAGAUAAACCAAUUGACGAUAAAAAACCAGAAACUGAAGAAGACCAACAAACAUCAGCGCCUGCAACAGAAUCUGCUCCAGCCUCUGAAAAUGAACAAGAGCCAGCUAAGGAAGUAACGUCAGCUCCUGCUUCGGAUUCCAAGGAAGAACCAGAAAAGUUCGAUGAUGAAGAAGUUUCAGCACCUACAACGGCUGCCCCAGUUCCUGAUGAGAAAAUGAAGCCAGUCGAUGAGCUGCCACCACGAGUCGAUGACGAAGAACAAGAUUCAGUUACAACAGGUGCCGCACCAGUUGCAUCAGAUGAUCAGAAGCCAGCCGAAGAAGAAGAAAAACCAGAAGUUGGAGCUGACGAACAAACUCCAGCCACGACUGCACCGAUCGCUGACGAAGAGGAAAAACCGAUGAUUGAUGAAAAGGCACCAGAAAUGGACGAAAACGAACAAGCAGCAAUCACAACAUCGAAAACUCCGUCGGCUGAUGAUGAUGAUGUUAAGGAAACAGAAACCGAGCAAGAUUCAGUCGAAGAAUCUGAAGCGGAAUCACCUGCUUUGACUACUGCUGCUGCUCCUGCCGCAUCUAGUGAUGAAAAACAGGAAGAGGGAGAUGAAGACGAACAUCCAUCCGUAACUGCUGGUCCAGCUUCCGAUGACACCAAGCCGGAAUCCGAAAAUGAUGAACAAGAAUCAGCUACAACAGUCCCUGACGCUGCGGAUGAUGACACGGAACAAGCAGCUGAAGAAGAAGGCAAAAAACCGGCAACUGCUGCGCCAGCUGAAUCUGAUGAACAGGAAUCCACUGAAGAGAAGGAUGCCACAACAGUUGCUCCUGCCAAGGUACAGGAUGAAACCGAAUCAGAAAAACUCGAAUCUGACAAACCGGAAUCAGACAAACCUGAAUCGGAUGAAACUGAAACAGAAAAGCCAGAAUCAGACAAACCUGAAUCAGACAAACCUGAGUCCGAAAAACCCGAAUCAGACAAACCUGAAUCGGCUGAAACUGAAACAGAACAGCCAGAAUCAGACAAACCUGAAUCAGACAAGCCAGAGUCCGAAAAACCUGAAUCAGAUAAAUCUGAAUCGGAUAAACCAGAAUCAGAAAAGCCUGAGUCCGUUGAACCAGCAACUGAUAAACCAGAAUCGGACAAACCAGAAGAAGAAUUGGAAGACGCUGUUAAGGCAACUACCACGGCACCAGUCAAGGAACAGGAAUCCGACGAACCACAGAAGCCUGAAGAAGAUGAACCAUCUGACCACGACAAGACAGAAUCGGCAACGGAGCCAGCUUCUCAAGCUCAGGACGACUUCGAUAGAGAGGAAGAACAAGAGAAACCUAUUGAUGCGGUAGAACAAGACAAACCAGCAGCCGUUACUGAUGCGCCAACUAAGGAUGAUGCCGAUGAUGAGGUAGAAUCUUCAACGCCAACUGCUGCCAGCGAUGACGAACAGCCAAAACCAGAGGCUCCAGUCAAGGUUGACGAUGAUGCUGAACAAGCUAAACCUACUGAACCAUCUGCUGAUGACUCGGAUGAGACAACCGUGAAGGCUGACGAACCAGAGAAACCAUCACAGGUCGAAGAAGAUGAGAAACAGUCCACUACUGAAUCGGCUGUCGAUAGCGAACCUUCGACGAGUGCCCCAGCAGCUGACGAAGAAAAGAAACCAGCAGCUACUGAAGAAGACAAAACCGAUGAACCGUCUGCGGAAUCCGAUGAAGUUAAGCCAACGGAUGCUCCAGUUCAGAGUGACGAUGAUGAAGAAGAAAAACCAUCCGUAGAUGAAGCACCGGUGCGUGUUGGUGAUGACAAGGAACCCGAAGCAGAAGAACCGACGACGGAAGCCGCUGCCAGUCAACCAGCUCAGGAUGAAAAAGAAACCGAUGAAGAGAAGGUAACCGUGGAUGCAGUUGAGAAGGACGACGAGAACGCAACGGUCGCAGAAGAAAUGGAUCAGAAACCAACUACCGCCGCUCCAGUUCCAGCGAAGGACGAUGAAUCGAAGGAGGAUGAGAAGGAAUCGGACGAAAGCGAACAACCAACUGAAGCUGAUCAGCAACAGCCAACAACGGGAGCUCCAUCGAGCGAAGCCGAUGAAAAACAACCGCCAAUGCCGAUUGAAUCAAGCGAUGAGGUAGAAAAGCCUGCUCCAGAAGCUGACGAUCAAAUUAAACCGGAUGAGGAAGAAGAUAAGGCAACGACUGAUAUUCCAGUCCGAUUGGGAGAUGAUGAAAAGAAACCAUCGGAACCGUCAACCGAAUCGGUACCAGCUGUUGAAGACGAGGAGAAGCCUGAAAAGGAAGCCGAGCCAGAAGAACCAUCGCCAAUCGAAACUGAAAAGGAUUCAGCUGAAAAAGACGAACUGCCAGUCGAUCGCGAUGAAGUGCAAACUCAGGCCCCGGUGCUAAAGGAUGAAGAUGAACAGGAGCCAGAGCAGACUUCAACCCCAACUUCUGCUGUUGCUGCUGAUGAUGACGAGAAGCCACAACCUUCGAAACCGGUGGAAGACGAACAGGAAAUGCCGACCAAGUCUGAUGACGAAAAGGCUACAGAUGAACAGACUUCAGCUCCAGUAAGUGAUGACGAGCAAGAACAAGACAAGCCUGUUGAUGCGUCAGCUCCGGCUAAGGACGAUGAACCGGUUACGAUAGCCGCUGCCGAACCAGCUAAGGACGACGAUAAGAUGGAUGAAGAAAAGGAAGCAGACAAACCGGAGACUGUUGAUACCCCAGCUCAGGAAGACACCGAGGAGCACGAUGAAGAAGUAGCUAGCACUCCAGUCGAAUCGGAAGAAGACGAUGAAGAUUCGAGUGAGAAGGAUGCUCCGGCAGUUACUGAAAAGGAUACGGAUGCCGCUGAUGAAAAACCAGCAACUACUGUGCCAUCCGUGAAAGACGAAGCUGAUAAGCAGGAUGCCGAUGAAACUUCCACGGAAUCGGAUAAGUCGUCGGAUGAUGCUUCUACGACCGUUAAGGCUGAGGUGACGGCUGGACCGACCGAAGCUGCCAAGGACGAAGCGGAACCCGCAACGACAAGUGCACCGGUUAAGGAUGAACAAGAACAAGUCAAGGAUAAGGAUAGUACGACGGUGUCACCAGCGGAGGAAUCAGAGCAAGACAAGACUCCAGCUCCGGUUGCGGAUGACAGUGAGAAGGAAGCUGAUAAACCAGAAACACCAGUGGACUCUGUUGUGGACGACGCUGAGAAGGAAACAGACAAACCUGAAACUCAGGAAGCUGAGGAAGCCGAUAAACCGGAAUCGCCAGUAACCGACAGUGAAAAGGAGACUGGCGCACCAGUUGUGCCAGCUGAUGUUGAAAAGGAAACCGCCAAACCACAAUUACAGGAAGACGAUGAACAGGAAACGGAAAAACCAGCUGCACCAGUCUCCGAUGAUAAGGAAUCUGACAAGCCGGUAGCAACGCCUGAGGAAGACGAAAAGGAAACUGAGAAGCCAGUUCCAGUGCCAGUAGCUGACAGUGAGAAUGAAAGUGACUCACCUUCGCAAGAAAGUGAAGAGGGUAAGCCAGCAGAUGAUGAAGUUCAGAAGCCAGUCCCAGUUGAUGCUGAGAAGGAACAAGAAAAGGAACCAGCAGCGCCGGCUUCGGACGAUGUUGUGAAACCAGCGGAAGAGAAACCAGCAGAUUCAGUUGAAGACGAUGUUCAGAGCUCUAAACCAGUGUUCGGUGAUGAGCAAAAGCCAGUCUCGGUUGAUGAAGACGAUGAGGACGAUCUGCAACAGCAAACGAAACCAGUAUUUGACAACGACCAAGACAGUCAGAAGCCUGUGGAACCAAGCGAAGAUGAAGGAACGACGAAGAAACCAGAGGCCGAAACUCCAGGACCUUCGUACGGACCACCUGGUCAACACUACGAUCCAGGUUACGGCCAUAUGCCACCGCACUAUCCACCAUCGUCUUACGAGGAGGAUUACGCCGAUGAGGAAGACCCAGCUUCGUUCGGUCCGGGAACUUGCCGGUACGGUGGUAAACUGUACGUCUCCGCUCAGCAGAUCCCACGGGAAGAUCCGUGCGAUUUCUGCUUCUGCUUCCGAAGUGAUAUCAUCUGUCUGCAGCAAUCGUGUCCGCCACCGAUCAGCGGUUGCCACGAGGAACCAAUCAGCGGGUUCUGCUGUCCACGGUACGAAUGCCCCGUGUCGAUGGCUACGGUGCUCAACGUCACGACAAGCACGACCACUACGACCACCACCCUGCCUCCGCACUUCCUGUCACACGCCUACAAGGGUUCGGUGACGAAGCGCGGCUGCCAGAUCCAGGGCAAGGCCUACAACGUCGGAGAGAUGGUGGCGUCGGCUAGCGGACCAUGCAUGCGAUGCACAUGCGGUGGUGACGGCCAGAUGAAGUGCGAACCGAAAGCUUGCACACCGGAACCAAUGCUGCAGCAGAUGAUUGCGGUAGCGGCGUCUCGAAGGAGAUGAAGUGACAACCAGAACGAAGACAUAAGUGCGCACGCGGAUAAUAAAUAAAUCGUGAGAGAUUGAGAGAGAGCGCGAGCGGUUGCGAAAGUGUGCGAGCGAAUACAAGUUAUUAAGAAGGUGUAAUCUCUCGAGCUAGAUUUUUCUCUGAAGAUGGAAAUCAAACAAGACAUAACAUAGGAGAGAACAAUGUAUGAUAAGAAGAUAAUCGGAAAUCGAAGGAGAUGGUGGAAGGGUUGCGUUAAGUGCAGCUCAACAACGCACCAUCUCUUGGCAAGUAGCGAACGGGAUGGAACAGAAGAAUAACAUCACAAACACGGAACAAAGUAGCUCAUUUUAAAAGACUUGAAACCACAACCUAUACAUACACACACACGCACACAUCAACAAUUAAAAAACCGUUAUACAACAAUACCUAAACACACAUAAACAAAUCCCCGCUACUGACAAUAGCAAACAGAUCAGUGUAGCCAAGAUGACGAUUUCUAGAGUGAAAUUUAUACUAAAUUAGUUCCACCAGUAGGCGGCCACUGAUUUUGACAUUGGGGCGUGGCCUGCUUAGGUGGAAACGACAACUUGUGAAUGUAAACUAAAAAUCUUUGGACGUUAACUUAUAUCAAUCAUUCUUGUGCGGAUACAGAUUGAAUCACAAAAACAACAAAAAAUCCCUAGGUAAAUCGUUCGAAAUGGUCGUCGUGUCUCAUACAAGUACUUCUAGUCUCUCUGUUUUACAUUUUAAUAGAAGAAAAUGGAAAUGAACGUGUAACUAACACUCACACAACACACACACACACAAACUUUUACACAAGAAGACACCCGAAAAAGACACAUACACACACGAAUGCAGACUUCAAUCGCCGAAAUCUUGUCUUUAUUUAGUUGUUUUUAUUAUCAAAGCGAUUUAAUGCAAGCCAACUUGAAACUUUGUAUCUAAAUUGACUCAUACGUGACCAACGCACACACACACUAUUUAACUAGCACUCAUACAGGCAAACACAAACAAAACAUCGAAAAUAACGAAUAACUAACAACCCUCAGAGCGAUCUUGUAAGUGUAAAAAAGAAAAUCUAGCCACCACCAGUCCUUCAAGCCACCCCAAGCCUCAUUCUUCCAAACGUGAAUGUUAAUUUUUAUAUUUGAAUACGCAUUUCCGUUUUUUACGUGUUAACUUUAUUAAUUUUUGAUGUAGAAUUGUGUAGUAUUCGAACGUUACGCGCAUCGCUCGAGAAAGAUAACGAAAAAAAAGAAAGCUCGCUCCUCGUGAUCCCACUAACUAGAAAAAAAACCCCGAACCGGAAAGAGAUUCAAUAAUCAAUACGAAGAAAAAGUUCGAAAGUCGAUGCACAAACGCUUAAACGAACAACAAACGACGCGGAAGAAGAGUCACAACGUCCUACUGAUGGGGUAACAAUUUGUCGACAAACAAUGAAUUCGGGGAAGCUAUCGCAUUUUUGGCAUCACUUCCUCCUAGAUCAUUACCGAUUGGCAGUGUUACAAGUAUCAGUUUUUUUUUACUUUUUGAGGAGAUAACCGAUUAACAACACACCUUCACAAAUCAAUAUUUACUAACAAUGAUUAAACAAAGCGGGAAUAGGAUUUGUGAUACAUAUUUAACUUUCAAAAUACAUUCCGAUGUGAAAUUUUGCACCACAGAAAAGACUACAAUGAUCAAAGCUUCGUCCGCCAUGAUAUUGCUCGACUGUUAAAGGGAAAAAACAAACGUUAACGCUUGAGCUGGUGGAUCAAAGCAUCCAUGGAAAAAAUAGCAAAAAAAAAGAGAUUUACAUUACCUUUUUCCGACUCUCUGGUCGUCUCUCUCCCAUUUUUUUUAUCUUUUUCGUGACCUCCUCCUUUACACACUGCGUAUGAGUUACUCACUAAGUGUUCGAAUAGGCGUGGUGGCGUCAUUUUUUGAAGUUUUCAUUCACCCUCCAUUUCAAAACAAACGCGUACACAAAGUAACUGAAACGAAAGUAAAAUAAAAAAUAAAAUGCAUUUUAUCAGCGAGUUAAUUUAAUCCGGGGGCGAGCAGAGAGCGUGAAAGAUGUAAAUAGUACUCUAAAUUAAUGAGAAAGUAGGGAAAAAACAAUCUAUAAUUCAAGAAACUAACAGUACGAGACAAAAAAUGAUAGUAGGGUUUUAGUAAUCUUUUCUUUCCAUCACAAAUGCUCCAAUAGAAAACGGCAUAUAAUAGUUAUUACGAUUACGAAACUCUUUGAAAAGCUCAAUUAAGAAUCGAAAAAAUGAAGAGAAAAAAUAAACAAGGAAAAAAAAAAUUUUUAUUUUAAAGUAUGUAUUUCUGUCCUCUAUUCUUUUAUAAUUGUAUAUUUGCCAUAAUUUUAAUCAGUUUCAGGAAAAACCUUUCCGAGUAAUUUUACGGAAUCGAAAUCAUCGUUGAAGAGAAUUAAGCAAUAAUAUUCGAAAAUAGUAGAAAAAUCCCUUCCAAAAAAAGACAGUUGAAAUACAAACAAAAAAAGACAAAAACAAAAAAGUAUUGGAUAUCGAUUUACAUGUAUUACUUAGCUAAUAAUUUAACGAAAGCAUUUUUGCGCGAGCGAGAAAAAGAGAGAGUAAAAAAUACAUCAAAUCUUCGACUAGGUUUAGAAAGUCGAACAAUGUUUCAAAAACUUAUCUGGAAAUUUUUGUAUGUUUUGCAAACAAUGGAAAAAAUAUGUUGAGAGAGUCUUUUCUCAAAAUUACUUAGAAGAACAAACAUUGCGAAAAUUAAAUGUAUUAAAAAAAGAGAGAAACCUUUGAACCAGAGCGACGUUAGCUUGCCCGUGCCGUACAUUCCUCACUCGUUUGCGCUCGUGUUCGUUCUCACUCGGCUCCCUCUCUCAUGCUUCGAUUUUAAGAGCAAACAGAGAGAGCGGGUAUCUGUGAGUGCAAACAAACACGAACGACACGCUCAAAGCGAAAGCACAAGUUAUAUCUUAUUUAUUACCCAUCAAUGACACAAUAGUUGUUUAGCUUUAUAUCCAAUCGUCGUCCUCAUCCCCUUUUCUCAAACUCAAACUGUGCGUUAUGAACGCCAAUUGGAGUCGAAAUGUUCGAACAACAGCACAUUGUUUCCUUAUUUAUGAAUGCCAUUACCCUACACACAAUCGAUAGACACUGUGAAAACGAAUCCCCCAACAAUGUUUUAGUUUCACAAAAAACCACUACUGUGAUGAACUCUUCCCGUGUCUAUCAACCACGAAGCAACGCACUCAACACAAGCGGUCACGAGAAUGCACUACGGCACGGCCGCGACCAGAAAUCUUGCUCGGGUUCAACAAAUAAGCAACAAAAAAAAAUAAACAGCUGUAAUCCAAGAUCAUCUGUUUUGUAGACCAAGCUGUCAAUUGCAACAAAAGAAAGAAAAAAUCAACAACAACAAAACGUAAUUUAUAGUGAUGGAGAAGUAGUAGCGCCAGAAGUUAAGUUAAAUAAAGAAAGAAAAAGAAUAAUACGAAAAAAUAAAAGCGGGAGCAGCAACCACUCUGAAUGUCUGUAGUGAAAGGAUGGAAGGGGAAGAAGAAUGCUCUGAUUACACGAAGUACUAGAAUCAGUCGUCGGGAGGUUAAAACGAAAGAAAAUCAAAAGAAAGUGACGAAAGAUCAGAGUAGAGCAUGGUUGAUAAAUGGAGAGCAAAGCCAGAAAAAAGGAGAAAAUCAGGAUAUUUUUAAGUGUCCUUUUAUACUGAAAUAAAAUUUUUACGUAAAAAUUGAAUAAAAA